CCAGGUUCAAACCUCUACCAACAAGACCAAUAACAUUGUUUAAAUAUUCCAAUUUAAGAAUGUUUAUGUGUUUCACCGCCAAUUACAAUCCCUUUUAUAUUUGGUUUGGCAUUGAAGGUGAGACAUCUUGCUACAAGCAGAUGAAACCAUGAUAUGGGUGGGUAUGAAGCUAAAGGAAAGCCAGGAUUUGGCCUGAUAUUCCAGGUUGGUUAAGCGAACUAUGAGAUUACCUGUAAAAUAUGGAAGCAGCAGAAACCUCCUUUGGCUCAAACUGACAGUCAGACCUGUCAGUCCUGAGUAAGCCUUGCAACAUCAUUCAAAUGAAUUGCUAAUUAAAUUAUCUCUGCAAUACCUUUGCAACCUGGAACCCGAACUCUGGAGAGCACUUGGCGUAAGAAACAGAAGAGAGGAGUGUGGUUUCCAAUUGGGUGAAUUCCUUUGUACUAUGGAGAUUGAGGAGUUGGAGCAAACGGAGGCUUUUGACAACUCACCUUGGCCCGUUACUACUCUCCCUGACUGGAUGUCAUGUUUACCUGACCAUCUCUCUCUGUCCCAAAUUUCCAUCCCCGGCACUCAUGACUCCAUGAGUCUGUUUGGUGGCUCAAAGAUUCGAUGCCAGAGUUGGCCGCUUGAAGCACAAUUAAUGGCUGGUGUACGCUUCCUGGAUAUUCGUUGUAAGCUAGAAGGUGGCAACUUCCUUAUCUACCAUGUCAACACCUUCCAAAAGGCCACUUUUUCUGAUGUAUUGAAAGACACCUUGAAUUUCCUCCAGCAACACCCCCAGGAGGCAAUACUCAUGAGGGUGAAAGAGGAACUCCCAAUUAUUCCCAAUAAAGGUUUUGCUCCUCGCUUGCAGCGCUAUUUGGAUGAAGAAGGAGGGGGCCGAGUCUGGGCAAAAGAGGCCCUUCCUACCUUAGGCCAAGUCCGCGGGAAGCUUGUCAUCUUGGAGGAACUAAAGAACGAGGUGUUAGGAGUCCCCUAUGAGGAGCUCAGUGUUGGCGAUGCUUGGCACGUUCUCUCUCCGGAGCGCAAAUGGGAGCAGGUGCAGGAGCAUCUUGGUGUAGCAACUACUGGUAACAAGGCUGUUUUGCACCUUACUUUUUGCUCUGGGAAUGGGCUCUUCACUAACCCCGAGGCAUUGGCCAAAGAGAUCAAUCCACGUUGUUACGAAUAUUUGAGAGCCCGAACUGGAGAAGCAGUACGUUGGGGUGUCGUGAUCAUGGAUUUUCCUGGUGUAGGACUCAUUCAAACCAUCACAGAGAGUAAUUGUGAAACAAGGAAUGUUCACACAACCGCUUCGCAUUUGUGAUAAAACAAGGCAG
This is a messenger RNA of Anolis sagrei ordinatus, 1322 nucleotides long. Its product is annotated as 1-phosphatidylinositol phosphodiesterase-like. Gene Ontology annotation, biological process: lipid metabolic process. Gene Ontology annotation, molecular function: phosphoric diester hydrolase activity. The record is from RefSeq and is a predicted model, not a curated record. Lineage: Eukaryota; Metazoa; Chordata; Lepidosauria; Squamata; Anolidae.